Messenger RNA from Pseudomyrmex gracilis, 2088 nucleotides. RefSeq lists its product as uncharacterized. Gene Ontology annotation, biological process: actin cytoskeleton organization. Gene Ontology annotation, cellular component: cytoplasm. NCBI's taxonomy places the organism in Eukaryota, Metazoa, Arthropoda, Insecta, Hymenoptera, Formicidae. The record is from RefSeq and is a predicted model, not a curated record. The transcript is spliced from 8 exons. Bases 394 to 1866 code for a protein of 490 amino acids.
UUAAAAAUCUUCGCGAAAUCGUGCAGAAUGUUGAGCGUCUGUCAGCGCGAAUUAUAUAUUUUGCAAAAGAAGAAUUUGGCACUCGAAAAAAUAAACGCAGAAAACUGCUCGCUGUAGCUGCAUCGUGGCGACACACCGCGGAGAUUUGUUUUGCGAAAAAGUCUCUUACGCGCGUUCGUUUUUUCCCGCAACGUUUGUUCUCUCCGUUAGGUGCAGUCGAUGUAUAUGCAACAAUUCACGGCAUAAAAAAAGUAACGCAGUUAUUUACCGCGCGUUGUAGACAUUGCGCUCCUCCGACGUAUUAGAUAAUUUUUUUCAAGAACACUUCAAGUACAAAAUCAAAUCGCGGAAUGUCGCACGACUAACCACACAAACUCGGAUUUCGGCAAAGGAAUGAGCAGUCCCCGAAAUCAUUUGAGUACUACGGGCGAGAAUCAGACAAGAGUGAUUCUGUCCACCUGCGAGUCCUCGUCCACUUGCCGCGAGUCAACGGCUGCCGUUGAUGCUCCCGACGUCGCGCCUUCGUCGAGACGGAAAUGUUCGUGCCCGUCGCGGCCGUUCACGACGAGUCGAUGCGCGCCUUUUCGCAGACGGGUGUCCUUCAGUGAGGCCGCCGUUAUUGGGACCGACGAUCGACACGCGACGAUCAUGCAAAAUGACGACGAUUCGACGAGUUCGCGUCGCGAUGGAGAAGGCGACAAUGAUAACGGGGAACGAGAGACCUACGAUAUAUGGCAGACGGACGACUCGUCGGCUGGCAGGAGCGACGACGGAUACUCGGAAAGCGCACCGAGGAUCGAUAAUUACGCGGAAAACUACUGUGUAUCGGAUUGCACGUCCAACAAUAACAAAAGCCAGCGCACGCAGUCGGACAAUACCGACGAGCUGGCAGUAGAGAGCGACGGACGGAUGCGAGGAGGAUGGGUCGGCAAGAAUGACGUCUGUCGGGCGAAUCACAUCGACAACAAGACAAGAAAGAUCGACGAUGAAGAUAUCAUAUCCAAUGAAGACCUAUCGAACUUCAUCCACAAGGAUGUGGACUCGACUGAACGUGACGAGUAUCGCAUGCGAGGAGGUUGCAACGGAUGUUGCUGCUGCGGAGCACGCGAAAAUGUCAGAAGAAGUUCGCAAAAUUACGGCUGUUGCUGCGGAGGAUUUGUGCCAAAGCCGAAUGAAUCAUGCGCGUCCAACGCUGACGCCGAGACAGCGUGCACAGUAUCGUCGCGUUGCUGUUGUUGUCCUCGAAUCUGCAAGAAAGCGGUCAGAUGCGACGCGCCUCCGUGCACAACAGAUGCCCGAAGUUGCGGCAGUGGUGGAUCCUGCGGCAGCGGAUGUCGCGAAGGCUGCGGGAAACCCGAUCAGAUCUGCACGCCUUCGCCAAGAAUCUGCAACCCGCCGUCUCAUUCCUUGUCACGAGGAAGGUCACCUUGCGCAUCACGUUUUCCGCCGCAGUCUCCUUGUUCUACCAGCGGUUGCAGGAGCUGCUGCGGCGGAGCUUCCUACGAAUGCGGAAGAUCGCGUAGCCCAAAGUGCCGGUCCACCAUCGGAAGCUGCAUCAACGACAGAGCGAAGUGCGGUACCGAUGGAGCCUGCUGCCGGCUGAGAUUGCCGUGCGAGUGCCUUGGUGGCGGCCUUGACUGCCGGAGAUGCGACAGGAAAGUCUAUCAGGCCGAGAUGCAGAUCGUCUCCGGAGUGCCCUACCAUAACAUUUGCUUCAGUUGCUUCUGUUGCCGGAAGCCGCUGGAACCACUGAAUUAUCAGGAGAACUGUGGCGAGAUUUAUUGCAAACAAUGUUACGUUCGUAAUUUCGGACCGCAAGGAUACGGUUAUGGCGCGGGUGCCGGUGUGCUGCAAACUCCCUUGUGAGAACUCGACGAUUGCCUAAUAUCGGUCGCACAUGAGAGAGCGCUCAAGUAUAGUUAUAUAUAAUGGUUUUUUUUUUAUGCGCUUCUCAUUUCUUUAUGACAGUUAUAAGGUCAUGCAUAAAAGAUACGCACUCGCGACGCACAUUAGACAUGGAGUUUUGCGGCGCCGUAAUAUGUAAUAAUAUAUCUUGUAACGCGAUGCAUCGUUUGUUUCGCAAAACGA